CGGGAGACGUGACGAAGCGGCUACAGCUAGGAACGACUAAGCUAACCUUAAAACGGAGGUUCUCUUACCUUUGACGAUCAACACAGCCACAGCUGACAGACUCUCCACGUCGGUGUCCACCACACAGAUAUACUUCCCGGCAUGGUAAAGCUGAAUGUUCCUGAUCAUCAGAUCUCCUGCGGCUCUCUGCAGAGUGAGACACAAAGCUUUGUGCGGCGUGAAAGACAUCCAAGCGUGUGACAGCUUAUUAAAGAAAGUGGUGAAGCAUAUAAAAGGAACGUUGUCCGUAUUCCCUCAACUCACUGAGCGUCUAAGAAGUGUGACGGAUGAAACCGGCAGUGAGGCAGAGGAGAAGCCAACAGCCCAUGUUUAGAGGCAGAACGCUAUAUAAAGUUCCUUGUGAUGUUCAGCUCUUAUAUCCUAUAUCAUCUCCUGAGAGUACCGAGCUGGCACACAUGGUCGUGUGUAUCUGAGCUCUAUGCAUCGUGUGCUGCAGUGCUCAUGGGCUCAGACAGAGACAACACCGCUGUGGAUGCAAGUCAUGCAAGUUGUGUCCCUGAAAUGGGGUUUAUCGGCCAAAGUUCGAAGAACAACAGCUCUUGCGUAGCUGCGACACAUCUGGGACGAAUUACAAGGCUGAUCUACAGCUUUGGCAGCAGAAGGAGAAGAAGCCAUGCGCAGACCUUCACUACCGUCACCCACAAUGUGAACUUGACCCAGGGUCUCAGGCAUCCAUCCUAACUGUGUUGGAUGAAGCAGCACCAGGAACCUGGUGCAGCACUCCAUAUCCACAAAGUUGAUGAUUACUAGUCUGUGGAAGCGCCCGGGGGACAAACACACACCACUGUACUGAAGAGGAAUGACUACAAGGCAAACUGACCUCGGAGAUAAGGUCCUGUGUGCCUUACAGUCCUCCACUGACAUCAGUUGAGCAUCGGAACAUUCUUCUGGUCUGCUCUUUGUUAUCCAGAGGAGUGUAAUGAGGUUAACACGGAGCCUACAGCUCGCUCUGCUGUUGGCCUUGACCUCCACUGUCUCAGGACUGGAGAUCCCACUUGAAGUGGAGCAGCUUCCAACCAUCGUUUCACACACAUCAGGUCCGAUUAUUGCUCUACCUUACGACACCACUCUCACCAUUCGAUGUGAAGCCAAGGGCAACCCUCCUCCAGAGUACAGGUGGACAAAAGAUGGCCUUGACUUUGUACCUCCUCACCUUACGUCUUUCAAAGCCGACCACGCAGAUGGUACUAUUGUGCUCUCCGACAAGAAACUUGCUCAAUUCCAGGGCAAAUAUCGGUGCUACGCCUUCAACUAUUUAGGAACAGCGAUGACAGAGGAAAUCGAAGUAGUGGCCUCCAGCAUGCCCAAGUUUCCAAAAGAGAACAUUGAACCAGUAGUUGUGGAGGUGGGGCAGCCAAUCAUCCUCCAGUGUAACCCCCCCACCGGUGUCGGUCCACGCAAGAUCCACUGGAUGUCCAUCGGUCUCCAGCACAUCACGCAGGACGAGCGGGUUUCCAUGGGCACUGAUGGGAACCUCUACUUCUCCAACGCCUUACCCAAGGACAGUCGUCAUGACUACUGCUGCUUCGCUGACUUCACCAGAAUACGCACCAUCGUCCAGAAGACGGCCAUGGCUGUCGUGGUCAAGACACCUGGGAACGAGUCUGGCGACGCCGGUUCUGAACUCCCGGUGACGAGAACACCGCGGCUUCUGCUGCCCUCUGGUGUUCAGACGGAGAAAGUGCUGGUGAAGGGUGAAGAACUGCAGCUUGAGUGUAUUCCACAGGGAUUUCCAACUCCAAAGGUAGAAUGGAUAAAGAUGGGCGAGCAAAUGUCUCUGCGAGCGAAGAUGAACAACUUCGGCAAGCUGCUCACCAUCCCUGCUGUGGAGGAGAAGGACGCGGGGAAGUACAUGUGUAGUGCCAAAAACUCCGCAGGGCAGGCCGUCCACUACUUUGACGUGAUUGUUGAAGAACCUCCUCAGUGGCUUCCUGAACCACCCCAGAGUCAGCUGACAGUGAUUCACGCUGAUGUCAGCAUCAAGUGUUCAGUCAGUGGGACACCUCAGCCACGCAUAGUGUGGCGGAGGAACGGGGAGAUUCUGGAAGACGACCCUCUGAGCAACAGGCGGGUGUUGGACGACACUGUGGUGAUCCACGACACCAAGCCAGAGGACAACGCCGUCUACCAGUGUGAGGCGUCCAACAGACACGGAACCAUUCUGGCCAACAUCAACAUCGUGGUCAUGAAUUUGGCUCCUCUGAUGCUCACCAAGGACUAUCUUGAGUAUGCCGUGGUCACUGGAGGUGACCUCACCAUGAACUGCAGCGUUUUUGGUUCCCCACCUCCCACCAUCUCUUGGUCCCGAGAUGAAAACCCAGAGCAGAUGCCGGACAGGUUCUCCAUGCUGAAGAAUGGCUCCUUACAAGUCCUGCGAGUGGAGAAAGAGGACAGCCAGGAUUACCUGUGUGUUGCGGUGAACUCGGAGGGCCGCAGUACCAUCACGGCGGUGCUCAGUGUGAAAGAUGCCACGAAAAUCAUCAAGGCACCUCAGAAUGCAGAGGUCUCCAGCGGAACCACGGCCCAGUUGACCUGUCAGGCAAAUUACGACCGAAGCCUGCAGGGAAGCUUUGAGCUGCUGUGGUGGAAGGACGGCGAGGUGAUCCCACUUUCCUCCAGUCAGAAUUCCAGAUACCUGGUGGAUGAUGUGAUGCUGCAGAUCAUGAACGUGAACUUGAGCGAUCAGGGGAGAUACACGUGUGUGGCCAGAACCAGUCUGGACCAGGACAACGCGACUGCUGUGCUCACAGUUCUGGAUGUUCCAGAUGCCCCGAGAAAACUACAAAUCACAGAGCUGAGCGAUCCGAGGAACAUCAGCUUGUCCUGGGUACCAGGAAGUGAUCACAACAGUUCUGUGUUGGAAUUCAUUGUGGAGUACGAGGAGAGCCAGUGGGAGCCAGGUAGAUGGAGGGAGCUUCAAAAGGUUCCCGGUAACCAGGCAACAGCCCUGCUGGCGCUUCACGGACAUCUGAACUACCAGUUUAGAGUGUACGCCGUCAAUGUCAUUGGACCAGGACCCCCCAGUGAGACCACAGAGAGAUACAAAACACCCCCUGCUGCGCCUGAAAAAAAUCCGGAGAACAUCAAGGUUCAAGGACAUCUUCCAGGUCAGCUGGACAUCAGCUGGGAGCCGCUAGUGCCGGUGGAACACAACGGCCCCGGGCUGGAGUACAAGGUGAGCUACCGUCAGCUGGCGGUGGAAGGCGCCUGGAAGGAGCACUUGGUGAAACGACACUCCUUCGUGGUGAAGAACACAUCCACAUUCAUCCCCUUCGAGGUGAAGAUUCAGAGCAGGAACAGCUACGGCUGGGGCCCGGAGCCGAACAUCGUCACGGGUUACUCCGGGGAGGACGUUCCCUCCGCUGCUCCACGGGACGUUGCCGUGGAGGUUGUCAACAGCACCGUCCUGAGGGUGAGCUGGACCCCAGUUCCGCCUGCCACUCUGAGAGGCCAUCUGCGAGGAUACCAAGUCCACUGGGUCCGGAAACGGAGUCUGAUGAAUCCAGAGAAGCUUUUGAAUGAACGCCAGUCACUGUCCUUCCCUGGAAAACGCAGCCACGCUUUUGUUCCGGGCCUCGAAGCUUUUUCGGAGUACAGACUCACCGUCAAUGUGUUCAACAAGAAAGGAAACGGGCCUAACAGUGAUCCUGUCAACUUCAACACCACAGAAGGAGUUCCUGACCAGGUGCCCAUUCUGACUGCGUCUAAUGCCCAGAAAGAUUCCAUCCUGCUCGUGUGGGGUCCACCAUUGCAAGCAAACGGUUUCCUGAUUGGCUACCUUCUCCAGUGCCUCCUCAUUAAUGAGACCACACUGGAGGUGUUGGACUCCCAAGAGACGAACAUCACCGGGGCCGACACCACCCAGUGGCAGCUGCAGGGCCUGGAGGCCGACAGCCUUUACCGCUUCCAUCUCAGCGCCUGUACCCUGACGGGGUGUGGACCACCACAAGUGCGGGAAAGCAAGACCAUCACUCAAGCACGCUUGUCCCCGACUCCAGCUGGGCCGCCCGUUCAGAGCAUUCCAGCCCUGUUGAACAUAAGCUCUUAUGCGAGUGACACCUUUGCCAAAAUCAGCUGGACUGCCAGAGAGGAGCCACAGGACUCACAGCUUUAUGUGGCUUAUAUGAAUAACAGUGAUGGUUUCUGGCGGAUUUCUGAGGCCAUUAAUGCUUCUCAAAGUUUCCACAUUAUUGAUGGCCUCUUACCCGGAACGGUGUACACGGUGCGCCUGAUGGCCAAAGGGCUGUUCGAUAACGCUAGCAUAUACGAAGAUGUUAUCCGGACCAAAGUCAGAGGGGUCGCCGGCCAUCAGAGCAACAUCUCCACGGAGGGCUGGUUCAUCGGAUCCAUGUGUGUGGUGGCGCUCCUCACUCUGAUUGUCCUCGUGGUCUGCUUUCUGCGGCGAAACAAAGGCGGCAAGUAUGCAGGUACGCCGCCACCCAGACGACCAGACAUGUUCUCCAUGGAGAAAGUGAAAGAGAAGGAAGAACCCCAAACAGACGAGGAGUCGCAGGCCAUUCACGAGGACACCUUGUGUGAAUACAGUGAUGGCGAGGAGAAGCCGCUGAAGGGCUCCCUGAACGGUGAUGCCACGCUGGGCGACGGCAUCAGCAGAGACAGCCUGGUGGAAUAUGCCGGCGACGGUGGCGAAUUCAGCGAGGACGGCUCAUUUAUCGGCGAAUAUUCCGGGCACAAGCAGCGAGGCUCAGUCAGCGAGCCCAACGGACACUCAGAAGUGAUCACAUGAACCAACCCGUCAUCCGAGUUGACUUCAAGACCUUCACUCUGGAUUCAGGUGGCAACAUGAGAACUCAGAACAGAUGAGAGUCUUGAAAGGAAAAAAAUGUGGGGGGGGUUUUGACAGCAAUGGAGCCACCUGUGAGUCUGUAAAUACUAUGAGAGAAUGAAUUGUUGACUUUUUACAGAUUUUAUUAAUGGAAAUAAAUGUUUUUCUACAUGCUACUAAACACUGCUCCACCGACGACCUUCAUUGAUCUUCAACUGCCAGUUCUUUGGGUUCCAAUUAAGCAUUCAGUUUUAACAGAGUGGAGGCUAUGCAGCCAGCGAAAGCUUAUUAAAAUGUUAACGUAGCUUCCCAGGAGCAGCCAAACCAGCGCGGAUGAAACACGGCAGUGUACGGCAGCCCCAAAAAUAAUUGGUCUUCACUUUACAUUCAAUAAAAACUGGUCAUGCCGGGAAAGGUUUCACGAAAUAUAGACGACAUCGCCGUCAAUCCCACUUCCUGUUCCUCUCCCAGCUCCCAUGGCGCCAAUUAUCCCAAACCAAAGCCGCGCUCCCUCUCUGCAAUAUCUGAGGGCAAAUAC
Synchiropus splendidus (mandarinfish) is the source of this 5384-nucleotide messenger RNA. RefSeq names its product neural cell adhesion molecule L1-like protein. Gene Ontology annotation, molecular function: cell-cell adhesion mediator activity. The coding region runs from base 980 to 4807 and encodes 1275 amino acids. Gene Ontology annotation, biological process: brain development; cell-cell adhesion. The transcript is spliced from 36 exons. The record is from RefSeq and is a predicted model, not a curated record. Lineage: Eukaryota; Metazoa; Chordata; Actinopteri; Syngnathiformes; Callionymidae.